UCGAGUGCGGGUGGGCACUGGGGUGCUGUGGACAGUGGGCGGGAAUUCAAAGGGCCCAGGGUAAUUCCAGUUCUGCCAGUGGCUUUCCGGGCCAAGGGCCUCAGCUCGGAGCCCAGGCCGGACUGCCAGCUCCAAUCACAGCGUUCGUACACAAACAUGCAGAAAGCAGACAGAUGCGGACAUCAAGACACGCACGCGGGCACAGACACACGGACGCGGACUCAUGGAGAGAGCGGCUUGCACACAUACAGGGAAACACACUCAGGUCAACGCACAAAGCCCAUACGCACCCCAGUGCGGCAACAUACCCCCAGGCUACACUCUCACAUUAGAUUGCUUACCUUUUUCCCCUGGGUACCGGCCCUGGCCUGGUGGGCUCCUGGUCAAGCGGCAGAUGCCCCAGACCGUGCAACUGUCCCUCAGUCAGGGGAGAAGGUACACCCAGUGCUGGGGCCAAGCCCGGAGAGAGAGGAGCUGACGAUGGUCAGGAAAGGCUGCUUGGUACUGAGGCUCGAAGGCGGCUCGAGAAGGUGGGGGUGAGGUCACUGCUGGCAGAAGGAACGGCCUGUACAAAGGGACAGUGGUGCAGCCUGGCCCAAGGACACCUUGGAGGUGGGGGCACCCAUGCCCCUGGGCCCCGAAAUACAGGUCUAAACAGAAGGAGCCUCUUCCAGGGAGGGAUCCCUGAGCCUCCCUCUGAGCAGAAAUAGUUGGACCUGAUGGGCUGAAUGGGGCUUUCCUGCUGCCAAGAUGUCGUUAUCACCGACAGUGACCUCCUGGCCAGAACCGCACGGCCCUGAGGAGUCUGAUAAGCUGCAGACCCCAGAGCAGGACACUCAGCAGGCAAGCAGUGGGGACGUGCCCAGCACCCACCGUGAGGACACUUGGCCCGGCCUGGGCACCCUUCGGCGGGCCUUCUCCAAGGCAAGCCGGCGGGCCUUGGGCCAGGCCCCCGGGGAGGACACUGGCCUGCUCCGACGCAGCUCCCACUUCCUGCGAUCCUUACGGCGCCCCCGGGAUGAUGGCCCGGCUGCUGCACCAGGGGGGGCCCGCGGCCCAGAGGGGCCCUCAGGCGUCACGGAUGGUGGCAGCAGGCCGUCAACCACUGGGGUGGGGCCUGAGGAACCAGGACAGGAGGAAGGCAAAUCUGUGGCGGACCUCAUCACGGAGCGGCAGCUGCUGGCGGCCUUCGAGCAGCUGCGGCAGCUGGAGACGCGGCUCCUGGCGCAGAAAGCCUCGGGCACCUUCGAGCAGGACCCCACCGGCUUCGCGCGGCGCGCCAUGGACGUGUGCCUGCUCUACGACGGGCUGGCGGCGGAGAUCCGCGCCAUCGUGCGCGAGACGCUGGGCCCGGGCGGCGUGGACGCGGCCGCGCUCGCCGAGCUGGCCCGCGUGGUGCGCGCCGAGGAGGAGGCCCACCCGGUGCCCCCCGCCGACGGCGACUUCCUGCUCACGCCGCGCCGCUGGCGGCGGCACUGGGAGGACGCGGUGACGCGGAGCGCGCAGGAGCGCGUGCGGCAGGCGGGCGCUGGGGACGCCGCGGGGGCGGCCGAGGGCGCGUCGGGCCUGGCCCGGCUUCUGGCCGAGCUCGGCGGCUCGGUUCGCCGCGACCUGCGCCAGGUGCGGCUGCAGGUGCAGCCCGCCUACUCGGCCGCCGGCCUCCCGGCGUGGGAGGCCUACCUGCGCGCCUUCCACGGCGCGGUGGCCCAGCGCCUCCAGGAGCUCGCGCGCGACGCCCGGGGCUGCGAGCAGCUCUACGUCCUGCUGGACUGGACCGCCAAUGUCUACGGCAGUCCUGACUUCCUCGGUGCCCCGGACCUGACUCUGUCCACGGAGCCACUGCCCCCACUCCUGGCACCCAGUGUGUGGGCGCGCCUGGAGAGCGACUACACCAGCUUCCUAGAGACCAAGAUCACAAGCUGCUUCGACAGCAUCCUGCAGCUGGAACAGAGCCGCUGGGUGGCCGCUGAGGCCCCCGAUGUGCUCCAGGGCCUCUACCACACGCCUCUGUCCAUCGACAUCCACAUGCUCGUGGCUGAGCAUGUGAAGGCGGCUGGUGCCAUCUCUGCAGAACUGGAGGCCACCACGCUGCGCAUCUGCGCGCGGGCACUCGGCCUCUUUCUGCCCAGGUUUGAAAAGGCUUUGCUACAGUCGGAGGCGGUGAGCGAACCUCAUCUGGGCGCCAGCAUCAACGCCUGCGAGGAGCUCAGGACCAGUCUUCUGGCCAGGUUCCCAGGAACCUUUGAAGAGCUGGAGAAACCUCUAGUGGCUGCCGUCUGUGUCUUCCAAAAGCGGCUGCUCCAAGGCUUGCAGUAUGAUGUGCAACCGCUUUUCAGGGUCCUGUGUACCAAGGCCUGGCUGACACACGACGUGCUGCAGCCCCUCAUGGACAAAGUGGUGGCCUUCGCCCAUCACCUGGAGCACGUGGCCCCACUGCGGGCACAGGAGACUCUGCAGGAGGCACACCGAUACGUGGUCCGUGAAUACCUGGCACAGGUGCUGAGGCCUCGUGAGCGGUUCCGCGGUGUCGAUCGCGUGACUGGCUCCCAGAAGAUGGGCCUCGACGCCCAGGCCAUUGGCAACACCUUCCAGGGCUUGGGCUCAGAGGCCACGUGGCUGGGCCAGGCUAUCCCAUGCGUCGCUGACAUUCUCGGCGAGACUUACAAGGACGACAUCGGGCGGCACCUGGAGACACUCAUCGGGAGCUACCCAGACAUCAGGCGGGACCACGUGCUGGCCAUUCUGGCGCUGCGCAGACUGGGCCGCCGUCGGAACCAGCGCCUCUUGCAGCAUGCCCAGAGCCUGCGGAGGGCUGCGGCCAAGGCGGAGGGCUCCGGGGCUGCUGGCGGCCGUGUGCUCUUCGAAGAGAUCCAAGUGCCUACUUCCGUGGACGUGCUGAUCACCUGCAUCAAAUGCUCCGGGUCUCGGAGGGGGUGGGCCUCAGGUGGGGGGCCGCAUUAACUGAGGGUCAGCACCUUCACCCAGGCAUCACCCAGACACUAAGCCCCAGGCUGGGAGUCUAGGGAGGCGCUCUCAGCCCUGCCCCCAACCUUGAAGCCCGUAAUCACACGACGUUCGUCCUCAGCUGUGCGCGGUUGCUUACCAGAAGGAACAGCACGAAGAGAGGCAUUUCAGGCAUUUGUGGGGGAGUGUUUGGGGGUGGCGGAGGUUCCUUUCAAUACUGCCUCCCGGCCCUAACGGUCCAGCACCACCCCCAGUCUGAAAGUGAAGCAGAGAGUAUUUAUUUUUAAAAUAAAGGUGAAUUAAAAUGGUGCCUCCCUAAAGAGGGGGCAGGGCCAAGUUGA
Messenger RNA from Herpailurus yagouaroundi (jaguarundi), 3305 nucleotides. It is a transcript of the gene EXOC3L4, whose product is annotated as exocyst complex component 3 like 4. Lineage: Eukaryota; Metazoa; Chordata; Mammalia; Carnivora; Felidae. Gene Ontology annotation, biological process: exocyst localization; exocytosis. The record is from RefSeq and is a predicted model, not a curated record. The transcript is spliced from 14 exons. The coding region runs from base 751 to 2961 and encodes 736 amino acids. Gene Ontology annotation, molecular function: SNARE binding. Gene Ontology annotation, cellular component: exocyst.